CAGUGGAUUCCGUCCGAGAUUCCGUUCCGUUUAAAGCGCUCAGCGUCCGUCGAUCGCCAGGCAGUUAAGUCCGCGGCCUCGCGGCGUUCCGGUUGCAGUUCCCGGUUCUUCGUCGUGUCAAUCGUUUCGUGUUGAGGUAGAAAACAAUUCUCUACAACGGCUACAGCGGUGCAACGCAUUUUGAAACUGUUGAUGCAACGGCAGCAGAAACUGCUGCGUAAAUUAUUCCAACUGACUGCAUUGGCAAAACGUUAGGCAUACGCAGUGGUGUACGGCAGUAAAAAGCAAAAAGCAAGCGAUUGAGUGCAAAAAAAGCGAAGUGAGUGCAAAGUGAAACGUAUCGAUAAAAACAAUAAUUAUUGCGGGGAGUGCCAUCAAAAAGCUCCAUCCUGGGUAAUCUGUGGUUAAUCGUUCGAGAUUACCUCUUCGCCAAAAUGGGUCCCCCCACCUCCACCGAGCUGCCCCCGAAGACCACGGAGCGCAGCGACGCCCCCGUCGAGCUGACCGGUUAUCGCAGGUGGCUGUCGGAUAACCUCAUGCUGCUGGUCACCCUCUCUGGAGUCCUCCUGGGGGUAGUACUUGGACUCUCUUUGCGGCCUCUGAAUUUACACGGGGACUCCAUCAUGCUGAUUUCGUAUCCUGGCGAACUCUUUAUGCGCGUGCUCAAGCUGAUGAUCUUGCCGCUGGUUAUAUCCAGCCUGAUUGCCGGAUCGGCCAGUCUAAAUGCCAAGAUGAACGGAAAGAUAGCGCUGCGCACAUUGGUUUACUUCGCUAGCACCUCGUUUUUCAACGCUGCUCUGGGAAUCGCUCUCGUCCUGCUCAUCCAUCCUGGAAAUCCAGAUCUGCACAACGCGGAUGAUCGGUCGACGGAUAGGCGGGCGGUUAAUCUACUGGACAGUCUUUUGGAUUUGGGAAGAAACGUUUUCCCGGACAACUUGUUCCAGGCCUCCAUUCAGCAGGCGCACACCGUCUACUUGCCCAAGCCGAGCAUCCUGCACGCCUUCAACGAGACGAUGAACGACACCUUGGUGACCGGCGUGGAGGCCCAGCGCCUGUCGGAGGACAUGGCGGAGGAGGUGGUGCUGGUGCGGGACAUCCAGUACCGCAGCGGGACCAACACCCUGGGCAUCGUGUUCUUCUGCCUGGUAUUCGGCACUUUUCUGGGGACCAUCGGCCAGAAGGGCCAGGUGGUGGUCGACUUCUUCGCGGCCAUUUUCGAGGUGAUCAUGAAGAUGGUCACCUGCGUGAUGUGGCUGACGCCCGUGGGCAUUAGUUCUGUGAUCGCCGGGAAGAUCCUGAGCGUGGGCGACCUGGGCCUGGUGAUGUCCCAGCUCAUGUGGUUCAUCGUCACGGUGGCCCUCGGCGUCUUCAUAUACCAGUUCGUGGUGAUGCAGGCCAUCUAUUUCGUCGUCGUGCGCCGCAAUCCGUUCAAGUUCUACGCCGGACUCAUCCAGGCCAUGCUAACCGCCUUCGCCACGGCCUCAACCGCCGCCGCCCUGCCCAUUACAUUCCGCUGCAUGAACGAGAAACUCAAGGUGGAUCCGCGGAUCACGCGAUUCGUCCUGCCGAUCGGAUGCAAUAUCAACAUGGACGGGACGGCUCUCUACAUAGCGGUGGCCUCUAUCUUCAUUGCCCAGAUGAGCGGCAUGGUCCUGGGCUUCGGGGAGCUGCUCACGGUGCUCCUGACCUCCACGGCUGCCUCGAUGAGCUCGGCCAGUGUUCCGAGUGCUGCGCUGGUGCUCCUCCUCGUCGUGCUCACCGCCAUCGAUGCUCCUGUCCAGGAUGUGACGCUCCUCUUCGCCGUGGACUGGUUUGUGGAUCGGAUUCGCACUACGAAUAAUAUGCUGGGUGACUGCUAUACUGCCGCCAUAGUGGAGGAACUAUCUCGCAAGGAGUUGAUGGCCUUGGAUGCAGCUUCGGUAAACUACCAGGACAUGCCCGCUGGCACCCCCAACGGACACGGUCAUGGUCACCACGAGGGGGGUCUCCUCGAGGGGCAGACGGAGCUGGAGGAGAGCAGCAAGUGCGUCAUGACGAUGACCGACUCGGUGGUGGUGGACAUGAGUGCGGUGAUGAACAACGUGAACCUGCAGCAGGAGCACUGCAACCGCAGGGUCUAGAUGGAUUCCUAGACUACAGAUCCGAUUUUAGUUCGUCAGCAUCAGCUCCUUUGAACCGGAACCACCACCACCACAACAACAACAAUAAUAACACCUAUGAUAUUCACCACCAAUAGGCCACAGUGUUCCCCCAAGAAAACGAUUUUGAUAUAGAAUCUUUAAACAACAACCGAUUGGAUAUAUAUCGAGAGACUGUCUGACGAACCCACCCGUAUUGAAUUUACUCCUCUUUUGGACCAGUGUCGAUAGCAAUUAAUUAGCCUGAACACUUAAAGGACUCCGCAUACGUAUAUAUAUCGAAUAUUCACCUAGUAGGAAGAACCGCAUAAGGAUAUUAUAUUAUGCCACAUAUAAGCACACACAUUUUACCUUAAACCCCAAAAGAACGAAGAGACGCUAAGCGAGGGAUUCUUGUGAUCUGUCCUGGGAACUAUGUGCAUAAUCUAUGGGUAUUAUUUUGUAAGCUCGAUUGUGAUGGGGUCACCACACUGAUUUGUUUAUAAUGUUGCUUAUUUCUAUGUCCUAUAUGUGUUGUUUGGGUGUUUUGAGAGAAAGAGGUCAAUGUUUAUGUUGAUUGAGGGAUGAACGCAGAAACGCAGGUUGUACAAGAAGCUGGCCUAGGUUUAGUUAUAGAUUUAGUUGAGCUGUUCAUUUCCUGGAACUUACCUUUGGUUACACGCCCCAGACUAACAAUUAACGACCAAUGGUCGCCAAUUAUCAAUUACCCAUUACCAAUUACCGAUACCAAAUAUCACACAUGCAUUCGUAGACUGAUAGCAGACUUAGUAGCGAUAACAAAUAUGUAUCUGCAUAUAUGCAAUACUUACUAACCUAUAUCCGACAUUCGAUUUGUACGCAAACGCAUACGCUGAAUACAAUAAAAGUUAUUAUACCACCUA
Messenger RNA from Drosophila subpulchrella, 3019 nucleotides. It is a transcript of the gene Eaat2, whose product is annotated as excitatory amino acid transporter. Gene Ontology annotation, molecular function: L-glutamate transmembrane transporter activity; glutamate:sodium symporter activity; neutral L-amino acid transmembrane transporter activity. Bases 435 to 2120 code for a protein of 561 amino acids. Lineage: Eukaryota; Metazoa; Arthropoda; Insecta; Diptera; Drosophilidae. The transcript has 8 exons. The record is from RefSeq and is a predicted model, not a curated record. Gene Ontology annotation, cellular component: plasma membrane. Gene Ontology annotation, biological process: L-glutamate transmembrane transport.